UAAAUUUAGCCGUUUUGGUCUGAUCUGGUUCACUCGGUCAACAGAACAGCCAGUAGCUCGUCGUCACCGAUGGCCAAGAAGCGGGAUCGCCAAGCUGUUUCGAUUCGCCGGAAAACCCAUAAUGUCUCUUCCGACAAGCACGAAAUCGUCGGAGAUUCCUCCUCUGACCGGAGGCUUAUCGUCAUCUUCGUCGUCUUCUUUGUCAUAUCUCCCGCCAUUUCCGCUCUCUUGUAUUACAGAUACACUAAUAGCGGGGGAUUUUCUGGCGCAUCUGUAUAUGAACGGGGCCUCGUAAAGACUGAUAUCCACCAUCAAGAAAUUCUAGCUGAGCACUCAAACGUCGCUGAAAAUACUUCUCGCCAUUAUGAUUAUCCUGUGCUUGCUUAUAUUACGCCGUGGAACUCCAGGGGCUAUGAUAUAGCAAAAAAGUUCAACUCCAAAUUUACACAUUUAUCACCGGUGUGGUAUGAUUUGAAGAGUCAUGGUUCCCGCUUAGUGUUGGAGGGAAGACACAAUGCUGAUCAAGGAUGGAUCUCAGAGCUAAGACUGGCUGGAGAUGCACUGGUAUUGCCUAGAGUGGUUGUUGAAGCACUUCCUACAGAUCUGCUUAGAAAGAAGAAGCUACAGGACAAAGCUAUUGAUCUAAUUGUUACAGAAUGCAAGGAAAUGGGCUAUGAUGGUAUUGUGCUAGAAUCCUGGUCGAGGUGGGCUGCUUAUGGGAUAUUGAAUGACCCAGACCUGAGGAAUUCGGCACUGCAAUUUAUCAAGCAACUUGGAAAUGCCCUGCACUCAGAGCUUGAUAGCUGGAGAUCUAAGCAACCGUUACAACUGGUGUAUGUCAUUGGUCCACCUCAUUCCGAGAAACUGGAAAACCAGGAUUUUGGGCCAGAAGAUAUGCAGAGCUUGAGUGGUGCUGUGGAUGGUUUCUCGCUUAUGACCUAUGAUUACUCCAGUCCUCAUAGCCCAGGCCCCAAUGCUCCAAUGAAUUGGAUUCGUUCAGCGUUACGGCUAGUACUUGGCACCAAGGACAACAGCCUUCUUCCACUCGAGGCUGGCAAGAUUUUUCUUGGAAUCAACUUCUAUGGCUAUGAUUACAGCCUUUCAGGAGGAGGUGGAGCUAUCACUGGAAAUGAUUAUCUAUCUGUCUUAAGCAAGUACAAGCCUCUGGUGCAAUGGGAGGAGAUCAGUGCCGAACAUUUCAUCUUGUACACUGAUAACAAUCAAAACAAGCACGCAGUCUUUUAUCCAUCGCUGAAAUCAAUCUCCACACGUCUAGAGGCAGCUGGAUCAUUGGGAACGGGCAUCUCAAUAUGGGAAAUCGGACAAGGUUUGGACUACUUUUUUGAUCUUCUGUAAUAAGUCUCAAAUUUGCAGCGUUUCUGUACCUGCUUCUGGGAGACCACCAUAAAGUUUUGUUCACUUUUCCGCCCUUUUUGAGGCUUUAACUAAUUUAUGACUGAUUGAUGCAAAACUAUACAUUGGUUGGUUCUAUGCUUAAAGAGCUAAGCGAGCAAAUGUGAGUAAGCUAAGAUAGGAUCAU
This is a messenger RNA of Cucurbita pepo subsp. pepo (vegetable marrow), 1540 nucleotides long. RefSeq lists its product as uncharacterized. Lineage: Eukaryota; Viridiplantae; Streptophyta; Magnoliopsida; Cucurbitales; Cucurbitaceae. Gene Ontology annotation, biological process: carbohydrate metabolic process. Gene Ontology annotation, molecular function: oligosaccharide binding; chitin binding. The record is from RefSeq and is a predicted model, not a curated record. Gene Ontology annotation, cellular component: endomembrane system.